Messenger RNA from Armigeres subalbatus, 7088 nucleotides. It is a transcript of the gene RhoGAP1A, whose product is annotated as active breakpoint cluster region-related protein. The transcript is spliced from 12 exons. NCBI's taxonomy places the organism in Eukaryota, Metazoa, Arthropoda, Insecta, Diptera, Culicidae. The record is from RefSeq and is a predicted model, not a curated record. Gene Ontology annotation, molecular function: guanyl-nucleotide exchange factor activity; GTPase activator activity. Gene Ontology annotation, biological process: intracellular signal transduction; positive regulation of GTPase activity. Bases 1489 to 5898 code for a protein of 1469 amino acids. Gene Ontology annotation, cellular component: membrane.
CGUCGUUCGUUCGUGACUGUUGGUUUGGAAGAUUUUCUCAAGAGGAGAAGAGAUCAAUCUGCGUUCGCGUUUUGGGUGUGUUUUAUAUUGAAGAAGUUUAUUGCCAAUCUGCUAGUGAUAUCGGGAAUGGAAACAUAAAGUGACAUAUUUUGUGAUUUGUUCGUGCUUAGGUGCAAUCAUAUCGAGGAAAGCUCCUUUAUUUCUUGUAAAAAUUGAUAGGGAUCGAGCUGUAUCCUUUUGAAGAUCGAAAAUAAACAACAGGAAAUCAUUUGUGGAUUGUCUCGUCAUCAAAAUCAAUUUUAAAAAGUUACUGUGUAAAAUCCCAUUUUAUGAAUUAGAUCAAUAAAAUGGUUUUGGAUUCAUUUUAUAUUGAUUCGUGAACAUAAACAAAGUUUAUAUGGUGCAAAUUUUCAGUGAAAAUGACAGUGAAAAAGUUUGAUUUUCUGACCAACUUGGAGAGAAUACUCAGAUACAUUCAAGUCUGCUGUUGCUGAUGCUGUUUGUUGCCAUCGCCGUGGCGUGAAAGUGGGGAGCCACAGCCAAUCCAGUUUCUGACAUCGUCGCCGCACAGAAAGGCAACUAUAGCAGCAGCAACUGUAAAGGGAGUGUUCGAGAGAAGGUGAAUCUCUCGUUGCUCAACUUGGCGAACCAGACGAGAAUCAUACCUAACUAGCCUGCAGCAGUGCUUUGUGUGCUUCUAUGAAGAGUAGUGGCCGUGUUCGCGAAUUCGUGUUGCAUCUACUCUACAUCUAUAGCCUUUGAAGCGAAGUGUCAAGGAAAACAUAUGAAUUGCGUUGAAUUACUCAGCUCUGAAGGAAGCGAAGAAAACCCAUAAAAACGAAAAUCGUUGCUCAAUUGAAGUGCUCUUGAAUGAUAUCAUUCGCCUAUCAGAAAGCCGCCUUCGUGGUUGUCGUACUGGGCAGAUUUGCUGUCAAUAGUAUCGCGUCGUGGUGUCGAUUUGAGGCGUGGGCCAUUUUUGUGUGUUUAAUUGUGGAAAAGAGUGUGUCUGUCCCGCGUUAAAUGAUUAGUAGUCACUUCAGGAGUAUGUCCAAGUACUAGUGUGGAGUGUUGACAUCUUUCCUGCGCAGUAAGUGACACGAAAACGGAGCAGUAGCCCAAGAGGAAGGUGUAUCAGCGUUCGGUGGAAUUUGCAUUUAAACGCUUUUGUUGUAUCGAACGUAUUCCCGGAAACCAGGUUGCGUCGACAGUCUGACGGCACCAGGCCCAUUCAUUCCAACUAGUGUGAUGCUGAUGUUUGCGUGUUUUAAGUUUCCAAACAAAAUUUGAAUGUAUACGUGUCGCGAAUCGUGUGAUACGAGCCAAAGUGCCCAGUUUGGAGUGAUUUGUUUACAAUUUGGUAACAUGUCUUAUUAGUGUUGCACCCAGCAAACUGGUUCGAAGAUCAAAGUUAUUCUGUGUGCGAUUGUUUGCUAUGCUGGAAUAGAUAUUCAAGUAAACGCGUGAUCAGUGAAAGUCAGGAAAUAAAUCAUGAGUGUGUUUAGUGAUUUCCAGCGAAUGUGGGUGCAGCGUUUCCCACAGAGUUCGCUCUCGGAUGCCUGGGAACAGGAUGUUAGAGCCAGCUUAGCGCGGCACAAACAGAAGAUUGCUGAGUUGAGCAAGGAGUUGGAGCAGGAAACCCUGUACGUGGAAUAUUUGGAGCGAUUGCUGAGCGAUGUGGAAAAAUUCCGCGAUGCUGGUGGUGACCCGUCGGCGCUAUUUGAAGCCAAUACACCGGCUUCCGCUGCCAAUCUUCUUGGUAGUAGCAAAGAUGACGAUAAAGAUAAGACAAGUGGCGAUGGAGAUUCCGAUCAGGGGUCAAUCAUCAAAACAGCUGCCACGAGUAAUGACAAAGGCACCAAUGGUGCCAGCACCGCCGAGGAAGAUGCCUCUGGCGAAAAAGACAACAGCGCGUCUGCUGGCCUGGUGGCUUUGCGCAGGGACAAUCAGCAUAAAGACAGUGCACUGAAUCAGUGUAUUAAUGAGCUUACUUCGAAUCUGCAUCAGCGCCGCUGUGUCAGCAGUGACGUUUCAUCACCCACCAAAUCCUUGUCGAUGUCCUCCUCUUCCUCGCCAACGUCGACAAUGGUCACAUCGACCUCAGAAAAGACUGGUGUACCAAAUAGUGCCAACCCUAACAAUCAUUCACAAGACAACGUUUCCGAGAGCGAACCAUCCCGCUCGCGUCGAUCCAGCCAAAGCGAUACGCUCCUAUCGUCGCCCAGUCAUUUUGUAACCGUAAUUGAAGUUAAGGAAUCUUCCGAAAAUACUUCCAAAUCGGAAGAAUCAAACCGUAGCUCAAGCAUUGCCGCAACCCCGGCACUGCCGGCCAAAGCCAGUAGUGACAAUAGCAAUAACAAUCCAACCACAAUUAUACAAUCCACAACCACUGCCUCCGGCAGGCCCAACAAUUACGAGAAUGUGUUGAUUAACACAAACCGAGGUAGUUGUGAGAAUCUAAAUAAUAAUAGCGUGCACCAUGGGCAUAUGUUGCACCACCAAACGUCGCAGCAGAACAACAACAAUAACGCCGUGAGCGAGCACAGUACAUUCCUGACAGACGCGGUGCCCAAGCAUCCGAAACCAUCAGCACCGCCCCUGGUGGGCUCGUCAAUUGCUGAACGAACGUCACAGCUAAUUUCCGGCAGCCAGGAUGUCAAAAAGAAGGUUCCACCUCGACCUCCUCCGAAAUAUCCUCGGAGAGCGGCGCCGGUUGAACCUCCCGUUAUCCCAGCCGCUGCCAUGCAAAACCUACGGAAGGAUCAGUCAUCAGACGGCACCCCGGACAGUCCUGGAAGUUCCCUGGAACGGAAUAUCAAGCCAUCGGAAAUAUACCGACAGAAAUCGUCCGACUCAUUGGACGUGAAACUAGGUUCCCGAUCAUCCAAAGCAUCGGCUGAACUGGCGGAAGAGUUCGGCAAGAAACUACUACCAAAGUCUGAUAGUCUCAAGUCAAAGGCAUCUAGCACCGACAGCCCGACUGGAUCGCUAGGCAAGAAUGUGGGAGCUUCACCGACUGGAAGUCUCGGAAAGUUGGCUCACACCACCGGCAGUAGCGACAGCCCGACGGGAAGUUUAGGCAAAAUGAGUCAUCGAGCCAACGACAGUCUACAGUCGGUGGGCUCAAAAGAAUCGUUAGCGUCUGGCGGUGGUGGUGGCGGAGGCGCCAUAACCGAAAGGAUAAAAAGUUACGAAUCUAUUUCGUCACUCAGUUCGGAUAGCAUGCGAUUGGGGCCAAAUGCAACGCAAGCCGAAACGGAACACUAUUACGAUACGGUUCCAUUGGAAAAUGGCGAUGGGGAUUAUGUUUACAUUCAAGCCGGUGGUACCGGAACCGGCUCCACAUCUAGUCGAGAUGAUAUCUCAACGGCGGGUAGCACUUUACCUUUGCCGGCAUCACACCCACGGAGUCACAACAGCAGUCAAACCAGCGUGCAGCUAGAACCAGAAUCUCCCGGACGAAGUUCCAACUAUGUCAAUAUUGACUACUUCAUCCAUUCCAUUUGUGCCGAUAGCAGUCAGAAUCACGAACACCGGACCAGCUCAAUCGAUAGUGAUGGAGAGGUUGACGGUGGCCCACCUGUACUAUUGCGUGCAAUCUCUAAUGAAACGGAUUCCGGUCAAUCGGGACUUGGGAUAUUUCGAAAGAUUUCUAAUGCCAACCGUAACACGAUUAUCCGGCACAUUGUGACCAGUAUUAUUACCAGCGAAACACUGUACGUCGAGUGUCUAAACAAAAUGAAGCAAUACAUGAAGGCGAUUCGGGCCACUCUGACUACGUCUCAACCUGUGAUAUCUGAAGAGGAAUUUCAGACGAUAUUUUUUAAGAUUGAAGAAUUGCACGAAGUUCAUUCGAAUUUUCUAAAUGAAAUCAAAAUUAAACAGCAACCGCUUCCUGACGGCGAAGAACUUUGUGUCGGAGAAGUAUUCCGACGCCUGGCGAGCCAUACACACCUCUAUGGAGCCUUUCUGCACAACUAUGGCCGGGCAAUCGAUACGGUGAAGAAGUGCAGUACCCAUAGUCAACAGUUCAAAGAGAUAGUCUCCAACAUAGUGUUCAAAAAUCAAAACGAACAAUCACUUUCACUCGAAGAGCUCCUCCACAAACCAGUUGCCCGUUUGCAGAAAAAUGCUCUGGUGUUAGAGGAUUUGGUCAAUCAAACGCCGGAGCAGCACCCGGAUUACCAUCCUUUACGACAAGCAUCCAAAAGUAUUCGUAAUUUUCUGUCGGAAUUUAACGUAGUGCAAACCAAAUCUAUGUUUCCAAGUGAUGACAAGGCUCUUCGUCGUCUAGUGAAGAACUCCUUUAUCGUUGAACUGGCCGAUGGUCACAGGAAGUUGAGACAUUUGUUCUUGUUUAACGACGUCAUCGCUUGUGCCAAAUAUAAAGCUGCCGGACGCGAUCGUAACGGGUUCGAGUUUGAGCUGAAGUGGUUUAUUCCGCUGAAAGAUAUCGUUAUUUGCGAAGAAUCCGCCAACGAUCCGAAGGAAACUAGUCCGAUCAAUAUUGUUCAUCUGAAGUCGCAAGCCUGCACCGUACGGGAUCAAAUUAUGCUCGACGAAAAAGACGAAAAGAAACAACGUGCCAGUGGUUCGAGGGCAGGCGACAAGCACAGGAAGAAGUUAGCCGAUUUGGAAGCACAGCUGGUCCUGGCUUCGCCGAAUUUGGUGUUUAAAAUAGGAAACAAGGCCACCGGCAAGACUAUGACGUUUUUCCUCAGUUCCGACUUUGAGAGGACCCAGUGGAUCGAGUCGAUUCUAACGUUACAGCAAUCUUGCAACCUGCCAGGACAAGUCCCAGUGCAAAUUUACGAUCUCCAAGCGUGGAUUACGGCGUGUCAGGCGCUCAUCAAAACCGAAAUGGGUUCCUAUCUGAUGCGAAACGCCCGCGACGAGAGUUUAUUGGUGGGAGAUUUGCAUCUAACGAUACAGAGCUUAAGUGGCUUCGAACAGUCAUGCGAUCUAUUUAUUUGCGUCGAAAUCGACUCCUAUGGACACUACUUCCGUAAGGCAAAAACGAAACUAGUUUGUCGAAGUGCUUCACCCAAUUGGAAUGAAUCUUUCGUGCUGGAGCUGGAAGGGAGUCAGAACCUACGGAUAUUGCUGUACCAGGAUGAUGUUCAGCGACCUAUUCUAAGGGCAAAGCAAAUCUUAAAGCUAAGCCGACAAUGGCUCCAGGAAGCACCAAUGACUAAGAUUUUGAAGCUGUCAGAAACUCUCGCGCUUAGUACCGUUAUCCGAUUUGUCCCAGGAGAAGUAACUUUGCGACGAGUGCCUACUUCAAAGCCGGGGGCGCUAUUUGGGGCCAAAUUACAACAGGUUAUUAAACGAGAGAAACGCGACAUUCCUUUCAUUGUGAGUGCAUGUGUGCGAGAAGUUGAACGCCGAGGUAUGUCUGAAGUUGGCAUUUAUCGAGUAUCGGGUUCAGCAUCGGAUGUAGCCAAGCUGAAGAAAUCGUUCGAAACAAAUGCCUACGAAGCAGAGCAGCUACUCAAAGAAGUGGACAUUCAUUCGGUAACCGGUAUCCUCAAAUCGUACUUGCGAGAUUUGCCUGAAGCCCUGUUCACCGAUCAGUAUUACCCAAAGUUCUUCGAGACGUUCAAUAGACACUCGAAUCUGAAUGAGGCACUUCGAAUAGACGCACUGCAGAAGAUUUUCGUUGAACUGCCAGCAGCGAACAAGGCGACUAUCAACUUACUGCUGGACCAUUUGAUGAGGGUCCAUCAGCAAGAAAUAGAGAACAAGAUGUCGUUGCAUAACCUAGCAAUGGUGUUCGGGCCGACCCUUUUACGACCCGGCCCAACCACGACAAAGCAGAAGGAUCUGCUCGAGUCCAGCACGGCUGAUGUGAUGACACAAGCCGGCAUACUUUACAGCUUUCUCCAAGCCAGACUGAAGUGAAUGAACACAUUUCUAUUGCAACUAAUAUGAUACUGCUGAUGACUACUGAAUGGAUAAAUAAGGGUAUGUACGUAUAUAAAAUUUACUUUUUCUAUCGUAUUGCUGAUAGUAGUGAUAAUAUUUAUUAAGUAUCGUGUGGUAGAAAAACAAUAUCGAAGAAAGAGAAGGUUAACCUGGCCUCAGUUGGGAUACUUUGGUUCAAUUUAGCAAGUACCUAAUCAGUUUGAGAAAUCAGUGCUGCUAAACAUUGUUAGUAUUUUUGUAACGCCGAUUUUUCUUACUUCAGACAGCUCGUGUCUUUCUCUGCUGAAAGCAAAAUUUGUUUUAGGAUACUAUGGUAGCAAUAUUUUUUGCUAUUUCAUUAAGACGUUAUAUGUUCUUUCUUAGAAUACUGAACUGUUUAAUUUUAAAAGCUAUUAAAAAUAGUAAGUAACCAAAAUUUAGUCAUUUCAUCUAUUCUCUUUAUCUAUGUAAAUUUUUAUUUCCUUAUAUAGGUAUUUGUUGUGUUGUACAUAUUAAUGGUUUGAAUUAGUUUAUGUGUGAAUAAAAGAGUCAUUAUUAUUUCUUGGCAGUUAUUUGAACAGAUAGCCUUAUGUGCAGAUAAUAUGUAGAUGUGUUAUUCAGCAAGCUUUGAAUAAGUUUAUCUAAAAAUAUUAUAUUUGUUCGAAAUCGCGAGACAACAAAUCCAAAUACAUUCGCAUUAUCCUGUAUCGUUAAAAGUAUAGAUAUAUUAAUCAUGUGUAUUUAAUUAAUACAAUUUAUAAAAAAAAAACAACUGAGUUAUUUAGAUUCUGCCAUUAUAUGCCAGAAUAGCUACAGACCUUGAAGUUAAAGAUGGCAGUACAAUCAAGUAUCUUCUAAUUGGCAGCCAAAACAGAUUAGGUCUUCGAUCAAACAAACACAUACUUAUAGAUAUAUACAAUAUUCGCUUCUAAUGCGGAAUAAGUAAGAUUAAAAAGAUAUUUCUUGGACAAGACUUUUUUUUCGCAAAAGUAUCAUUAAUAUCGGUAUUUACCAGAGGCAACACUGUAUAUAAGUGUGCGAUCCAAUAAGAACAAAACGUAUUAUUAUGUCACUUAGAGACAUUACACCCACAUACACACGGCAGAAUAGUGCUGUAUUUAUAUUGUAGGUCCUUUCCCUUGAAAUAUAGAGGAAAUUGCAAAAAUAAAACGUUUUCGUAUUGUCAA